UCCGUCCGAUCACCUCGUGUCACCAUCUACCCAUCUCACUAACCCUCGCUCACUCUACUCUCUCACUUCAGUCGGUCGCAUUCUUUGCUUGGAAUUGUGCGCCGCUGCACCUGCUCGUGUUGCUCUUUACGGGCAUUUUCGCUCCUUCUUUCUUCGUCUCCCUUCCUCCAUCUUCUUCCGGUCUGCCUCUUCUGGCUUUUCCUUGGUUGUAUGCAUAUAGCGACGGCUCCCUUGCUACUUGAAUCGACGUCACCCAGCCUCCCCUAUUUCUCCCCCCACAGCCUGCGCUGUCUCACAUACGAUUCCCGCAUACUCCUGUGACGCUGCCGCAUCCAAGUCUGGUGCCGAAUUUAUAUGCGCAAUUAUGGCUUCGAAGGAACCCCCUAAAAGGGAACGGCUGACGCUCGAGAAGCUGAUUCAAUAUGACGAUGUCAUAACCGAUGCGCUCGUCGACAAGGUCCAUUACUGGACCACCAUCAGGAAGAACCACGGGGGUCGCUUCACCGCAUCGCGUGGUCUGCGCGAAGAGGACAUUGCCAACAUUCUCAGAAAAUCCGUCAUUCUCGAUAAAGACAUCAACGAAGCAAUGCAGCGACUGAUCCAACUACCCGGCUUGAAGAAGUAUAUCAACGGCCUCAAGGACGUGGAUCGCGAGCAUUUCACCCGCCAUCUCCGUAGAUACGUCUCCAUAUACAUGCCCGAGUGUCCCUUCGAAGUGACCACCACCAACCGCUACACCAUCAUCGACCACGAAGCCUCGAUAACCGCGCGGCGAAAUAUCGACGCGCGCGAGGAGAUCAAGUUUUUGACUGGCGUGCAAGUGGCCAUGACAGAACAACAGGAGCAAAAGCUGGAACUCGCCCGGAAAGACUUCAGCCUUGUCAUCUCAAGUCGCAAGAAGACACGAUCUCUAUUUCUCGGACCUGCCCGAUUCGCAAAUCAUGACUGCGAUCCUAAUGCCAGACUGUCUACCAAAGGUUAUGAUGGAAUGCAAGUGGUCGCGGUCAAGCCUAUAGCUGAGGGAGAAGAGAUAACCGUCUCGUACGGCGAGGAUUAUUUCGGCAACGAUAACGAGGAAUGUCUUUGCCAAACCUGCGAAGAUAGGCAGGUCAAUGGAUGGGCGCCAUACAGGCAAAAAGAUCAAGAUACCGACGAUGAAGAGGAGGAACAGAAACAUGAAGGGCGGAAAAAGGACUGUGCGGAGGUGAACCUGGUCAGUGAAGUUAAUUCUACUGACCAGGAAGCCCCAUGCCUAAAUCCUAGAAAGAGGAAACAUAUUACUACAGAGGAACUGGCGACGAAUGACCCGAUAUCUUUGAAGCGUGCUAGGACCGAUAGCAACGGACAUAGGGAAGAAGGACCAUCGCUCAGCGGAGAAGAGGCUACGGCCAACAUAGCACGCGAACUACGGUCACAACAACGCGUGGGGCUCCUGGAUCUAUCAGUUGAUGAGACAAGCUCUUCGCGAAACACAACACCAGCGUCUUCGAAUUCAGCCGCGUCCCCUAAAUCCUCCCAAUCCACAGAUGCCACGUCUGUAGAUGAAGACCACCCAAUGUCAGAUAAAAACAUCAUCAAGAUCGAUAUCCAUCCAGUAGACAACCAUGCGGAAACUGCUAUUGGUGCAGCCGUUAUCAAAGAUGAAGUCGAAUCAGUCGCGAUUGCUGCACCCUGGGCGCCGCUCUUUGCCGACGACUCCUCAUCCGAAAUCAGCGAGCUCUCCGAUGGCCUAGAUCUUGAUAACGUACUACAAAAAAUUGUCAAGCGAAAGAAACCGAAAAUGAUGCUGCCCCCACGCAAUACGCGAUCAACGAGCCGGAAUGAGGUGGUAGGCACCCCCAUUCCUGACGCAUAUCCUAGCGCCGAAGGAUGGGAAGAGAAUAGCCGCAAGCCAGGUGAUUACAUGACCUCACGCUCACUACUGUCCGGGAAAGACAGCAAAUGGGCUGAAUGCCAAACGUGCGAGGAAGACUUUGUACAGCAAGAUGGUCAUCGUGGAACCCGCAAGGAAUGCCCACGAUGCGAGCGACACUCUAUACUCUAUGGGUAUGCGUGGCCCAAGACGGAGAAGGAAGGCAAGCACGACCGAGAGGAGCGGAUUCUGGACCACAGAACGAUACACCGAUUCGUGGACGCCGAUGAGGAGAAGACGCUCAAGAAGGGCAGGGGAAGGACACGCGGACUCAAGAGCAUUGUUGAGCGUUACUCGACACCGCACUCUGGUCGUGGGUCCUCUAUUAGCACCACACGGGAGGCUGACAGCGGACACAGUCGGCGGAAACGCUUCCGCAAAACGAUGUAA
Molecule: messenger RNA, 2302 nt
Organism: Periconia digitata
Lineage: Eukaryota; Fungi; Ascomycota; Dothideomycetes; Pleosporales; Periconiaceae
Source: the annotation of a GenBank genome assembly